UCAGUUACACACAAAGACAAAGGCAAAGAGAAGAAUCCUGCUCUGACAAAAUUCCAAAUUCUCUGCAGCAUGGCUCAUCGAAUUAAGCUCCGCUGCGAUGACUUCGAUGUCAUUGGCGCUGUGCCACGUGACCUUUCCGUGAUUAAGAACUUUCUGAAACGGGACUGUGCCGUCAAGCGACUAAUAGAUAUCGAAGAGAACUUUCUGAAGCGUUGCAUGGAGCAGAACGCGGGCGAUUCCGCGGAGGCCAAGAUGAAGGAAAAGCAGAAACAACUACAAGAAAUGGGAGCCAUUCAGCCAGAGCAGCCGCCUCCAGAUCCAUGCUCCAGCGGCACUCCAACGGAUGCCAAUGGGCCAAACUAUUGUGAUCCAUGUCGGCGCAAAAAGACAUCUGUGGUAAUAGAAGAGCUAACAAAACCCGCUAUUACCAAUCCGGUCUAUAAGCUGCCCACACCGCCCUAUUUUGAUGAGGAGACCGUAAUGGACAACUCACAGCCCAUAAGGUUUCGUUUCCGCAGGAAGGCAAAUAGCUGCGACACCGAGAAGAUAUCGACACUACCCUGCACUCCUACGGACAACACAAACGUUAUGGUGUUGACCAACUGCAACGACAUAAUGGUCUGGCCCAGUCAGAAGGUGGCACAAAUGAAUCGUGUGCCAGUCACCCUAUUGUCAGGACCUGGAGAUCUCACGGAAUACAUGUUGGAGGAGGAGACAAUCAUGUAGACGAAAAUUUGGAAUUUAAUGAGCCUCAGUUUUCGAAUAACAUUAAUUCGAGCAGCACUUUUGUCAGCCAUAGAUGAAUUGAAUAAAAAUUGCCAAACCCAAUCAAA
This is a messenger RNA of Drosophila novamexicana, 833 nucleotides long. RefSeq lists its product as uncharacterized. NCBI's taxonomy places the organism in Eukaryota, Metazoa, Arthropoda, Insecta, Diptera, Drosophilidae. Bases 70 to 726 code for a protein of 218 amino acids. The transcript has 2 exons. The record is from RefSeq and is a predicted model, not a curated record.